UCAGGUCUCAUAAGGACACGAAAAAAUGAAUUCCUCAUCUCGCCAUUACCUCAGCUGCUGGCCCAGGAACACAACUACAGUUUCCCUGGGGGCCACCAUCCUCACGUACUGUACAAAAGGACAGCAGAGGAGAAAGUCCAGCGGUACCGUGGCUACCCCGGCUCCAGCCGGAACGCUCCUGGUCACUCCCCACGUCUCACUUUCCAUGCAUCUCAGAGCCAAGAGAGAGAGUAUCACCAUCGAAGGUUGCAAAAGCAGCAUUUUUGUGGACGACGCAAGAAAUAUGCCCCCAAGCCUCCCACAGAGGACACCUAUCUAAGGUUUGAUGAAUAUGGGAGCUCAGGGAGACCCAGAAGAUCAGCUGGAAAGUCACAAAAGGGCCUAAACGUGGAAACCCUUGUGGUAGCAGACAAGAAAAUGGUGGAAAAGCACGGCAAGGCAAAUGUCACCACGUACAUUCUCACAGUAAUGAACAUGGUUUCCAGCCUAUUUAAAGAUGGGACUAUUGGAAGUGACAUAAACAUUGUUGUGGUGAGCCUCAUUCUCCUGGAACAAGAACCAGGUGGAUUAUUGAUCAACCAUCAUGCAGACCAGUCUCUGAAUAGUUUUUGUCAGUGGCAGUCUGCCCUCAUUGGGAAGCAUGGCAAGAGGCAUGACCACGCCAUCCUACUCACGGGAUUUGAUAUUUGUUCCUGGAAGAAUGAACCGUGUGACACUCUAGGGUUUGCCCCCAUCAGCGGAAUGUGCAGUAAGUACCGAAGUUGUACAAUCAAUGAGGACACGGGACUUGGCCUGGCCUUCACCAUUGCUCAUGAGUCAGGGCACAACUUUGGCAUGAUUCACGAUGGAGAAGGCAAUCCCUGCAGGAAGGCUGAAGGAAAUAUCAUGUCACCCACUCUGACCGGAAACAACGGGGUGUUUUCAUGGUCUUCAUGCAGCCGACAGUAUCUCAAGAAAUUCCUUAGCACACCUCAGGCUGGGUGUCUCGUGGACGAGCCCAAAAAAACAGGACAGUAUAAAUACCCGGACAAGCUGCCAGGACAGAUUUACGAUGCUGACACACAGUGCAAGUGGCAAUUUGGAGCAAAAGCCAAGUUAUGCAGCCUUGGUUUUGUGAAG
This is a messenger RNA of Galeopterus variegatus (Sunda flying lemur), 1119 nucleotides long. RefSeq names its product A disintegrin and metalloproteinase with thrombospondin motifs 18-like. Lineage: Eukaryota; Metazoa; Chordata; Mammalia; Dermoptera; Cynocephalidae. Gene Ontology annotation, molecular function: metalloendopeptidase activity. The transcript is spliced from 7 exons. Gene Ontology annotation, biological process: extracellular matrix organization; proteolysis. Gene Ontology annotation, cellular component: extracellular matrix. The annotation marks the transcript as partial. The record is from RefSeq and is a predicted model, not a curated record.